Molecule: messenger RNA, 1332 nt
Organism: Chaetomium strumarium
Lineage: Eukaryota; Fungi; Ascomycota; Sordariomycetes; Sordariales; Chaetomiaceae
Exons: 3
Coding region: 1-1332 (443 amino acids)
Biological process (GO): mitotic telomere tethering at nuclear periphery; meiotic attachment of telomere to nuclear envelope
Cellular component (GO): nuclear membrane complex Bqt3-Bqt4
Molecular function (GO): DNA binding
Source: RefSeq, a predicted model, not a curated record
AUGGCGCCAAACCGACACCUUCCGGAACGCCGCAAUCCGCUCUUGAUUGACGAUGUGCCGUCCCAUAGCGAACUGGUAGGUCGUCGUCGGCUGGGGCAGACGCAGUUGACGGCGCGAAUGGUCGCCGCGAUUCCCGGCAGCGAAGUCGACACGUCAUCGCUUGGCGCGUUCGAUUACGCGCACCUACGAGCUCCGCUGCCGAAGGGAAUCGUGUCAGGCAUCUUCAAGUCGUCUCCUCAGAGCUACUUCCUCAUGCGACGCAGCCAGGAUGGCUUCGUUUCCGCCACCGGCAUGUUCAAGGCCACCUUUCCGUGGGCGGCGCAGGAGGAGGAGGAGACGGAGCGCAAGUACAUCAAGUCCCUCCCGACUACGAGCCCGGAGGAGACGGCCGGCAACGUCUGGAUUCCCCCCGAGCAGGCUUUGGCGCUGGCUGAGGAAUACGGCAUUGCGCCCUGGAUUCGCGCCCUUCUCGACCCAACGGAUAUUCCGCUGCAACCAAGCACCGAUAGUGGCCCUCCGAAGCACAUCACGCCGCCGCCUAAGUUCUUCUCCGGCCAGCCCACACUCGCCCCGCCUACCCCGGCCUCCACGCGCGCAUCCCGUAGCCGCCGCUCCGUUAGUCCCGCGAAGUCAAUGGCCAGCAAGCGCGCAACCGCGAGUCCGCGGAAGCGAAGGGUUGCGUCGGUGCAGUCUUCUUCCGUGGUCACCGAAACCCAGUCGACCAGCACCGGCGAUUCGGUGUCGCCCACGCUUGUGAACGGAGAGACGCCUUUCCAGUCGCAGCUUUCAGCUCCAUCAACAAGCAAGAGGACGGCGGUCGAGGAGGCGACCGAGACCGAACUUAGGAUUGAGUCGAUUGAGAAGGAGCCAGCUGUUGUGCUCGAGCCGGUCGAAGAAGAGCCCAAGCUCAAGGUCCAUGUCGACCAGGACGUGACCGUGGACGCGGAUGGUGAAGAAGUCAAGCGCACCAAAGUCGAUCUCGAAGUGCCCAUCCUUGGGGAGCUCCCCUCACCUCAGGACGCUGCCAAGAUGGUUGCCGAUGCUAGGGCGAUGGUCGAAGCUGCCGUCAAGGCUGACAAUGAGUCUACUGCUGCCGUCGCCGGCAGCAAGGGCAAGCGGAAGGCCGACGAGAUCGCCCAAGAUGAGGAAGGGGAGGAGGGCGAAGAUGCCGCUGUUGAGCCUCCCAGGGCGAAAAAGGUCAAGACAGAGGCGGAGAUCCGCAAGGAGAAAAUCCGCAAGCGGGCUUUCUUCGGCCUCACUGCUACAGUUGCUGUCGGAGCAUUUGGUGCGCUACUGCCAGUGAUUACUCCUUAUGUCAUGAACGCGCUAUAA